CUCCGCGACCAUCUAUCUACGCGCGUCAUCCAGGUCAAGUCCCCCUCUCCACCUACAUGCCUGGGCAUAUGUAUAUACGCUCACAAUAGUCAACCGUGCAUCUAUUCAACAGGCGCAUGCCAUGACCUCGAACCCCCGUCACGUCGUACAAACUUCCACCGAGGCCAAGAUUGCGUACAAACGCGCUGGGCACGGCAUAUCAUAUUAUAAACAGCGCUCAUUGGAGCGCGGCGCCCAACUGGACGAGCGCGCGACACGUUUCAAAGAGAAGGAGGAAAGGCGCAAGUUUCUGCAGAAGAAACGCGAGGAACGCGAGGCAAAAGAGCGUCAAGCUAGAGAGCGCAAUGGCGUGGGGCUCGCCACCCAAAUGAUUGGCUACAGCCAUACCCAAGCGCAGCUGAAGAAGGGCAUGGAAGCCUUUCUAGGAUACAGCAAAAGAAAAACGGACGAGGAUAGGAAGGCCCAGGAACAUAAGGAUGCCGAAAUGCGCAGGAGUAUAGAAGCUCUCACCGAAGACAUGUCCAAAGAACCGUGGGAUGACCAAGGCGACUCAGCAUUGCCAGACCUGGACUCCACACAUGGGAACAGGGGCGAUACAUGGUUGGAUGACGAUUUGGACGAUGACGCAUUGAUAGAAGCACAUGACAUGGCUCUAUCAGAUCCCGUUGAUCCAGUGCCGAGCUUCUCUACCCCCGCAACGAAGGUCUUUGCGCCGCAACACCCUGUACAACCGGCGCGAGCACAAGCACCCAAGAAGGAAGAGCCAGGAUUUAUUCGUCUCCACGGCCCGAUUGAUAAGAUGAUCGAGUCUGCUCUGACGAAACUCCCCGCUUCAUUGGUAGAGUUCCUGUCAGAGGAUACACCUACGAACCAAAUCCUCUGGGAUCCCGCCGUGUCUCUCUUACACAAGCUCAAUCCCCUAGGCCUUCCUCCACAUCGUCUGCGCAUCAAAGUUGGCUGCGUAGCCAUGCUGUUGCGAGACCUCAAUUCCAGUGGUCAGUCCUCUAAAAGUCAACACCUCCGGGUCCUUAGGAUAGACAAGGAUAGGUUGGAAUGCCUGGUGCUUGAUGGUCAGCUGGAGGGUGCAAAAAUGUUCUUGACACGAACGGCAUUUCCCGCUUGCCAUCACAACAAUAAGCUGUUUCCUUUUCAAAGACUACAAUUUCCAAUCAAAGUCUCGACGGAUUACGAUUCUAAGAAAGUGAUCAACACAACCCUGCCAUGCUCAUCCAAGCUGCCAUUAGUAACCAAGGAUAUAUCACAGGCCUCGAUCAAUAUGAUCAAGAAGCCCCCACUGGAAGCGGCUGCGACCAAGUCACACACGACUUCCGCACGCAAUCCUGGCUUCAGAUUGCCUGGUAUACCGGCGAGCAAAGUAAAGCCUUCUGUACACAUGCUCAGUUCGGAGUUCGACGGUUGGGCCGACUUUCUUGACAGCAGUACCCAAAUUGCCCGAGAACUUGACGGCGAUCAGACUUCUCGUGCGAGACCUGUGGAUGCGUCCACUAUCCCGACCACGCUUGAUUCUUGCCGUCAUUCUUCCAAGGACACAGCUCCACUUUCCCCGCAAGACUUCGAUUUCUCUCCUUCGGAUUUGAUGGCCGAAUCUUCCCAGAACUUGCUUGAGGCUAAGCAAUUUUCAAAUAAACAGCCGUCGAAGUGCAAGUGUAUACGGUCGGGCUUUGAAAAAGCCAGCAAAAUAGUCACUGAACAAUCACAUCAUGUCCUAUGA
Molecule: messenger RNA, 1732 nt
Organism: Periconia digitata
Lineage: Eukaryota; Fungi; Ascomycota; Dothideomycetes; Pleosporales; Periconiaceae
Source: the annotation of a GenBank genome assembly